AUGACACUUGAGCCUCAUAAACAGGAUGUACCCACAGUACUUUCUCAAUCCUUUUCUAGCAUAAACAAUAUAUGGGAUGCGAUAUUACCAUUACAGUUAGAUCAGAAUACGUUUGCUAAGCCUAUUGGGGACUCGUCACCCGAUAUGUAUCACGAGUGCCACCCUGCAGCUUUACCAAUAGGAGGACCAAGAAUGGCAACCCAUCAUUUGAUUUUAGGUCCGACACUGAACAACCUGAUUAAAGACGACGUCUUCUUGGCCCAACCAUACUUUAACACCAUAGAUCAUGACGAUAAUGCAUCACUCAGUAGCCAUUCGAGUUCUUCUCAACACAGUGAUAAAUUAACUUCGCCUUGCUUAUCGCCUGUGACUUCACCCACGAACUUCUUGCACCAUGAACCAUUGUUUGAUGGUGGCAUUGUGGAAGAAUCCAAGGAGUCGUAUACGCUUUAUGAUCAAGACUGUUUCAAGCUACCUAAUGCUAUCACAUCUGAAUCUACGGACUAUCAGUUUGAUUUUACAGAUACUGAAGAUGAGACAAUGAAGCAACAAGUUAACACGGUCCAAACAGACCAUCCCAAGAAACCCCGCCAAAAACGCCGCAAGAAGUGCAAGACAGCCAAGAAAUGGGCUACGGUGGAAGAAAACAUGAAAAAAAAGAAACUUUUGCUAUGUAAGCCAAUGAUGCCUCGUCGCCAGCUGAUAGAACCAAUGUCAGCACACGACACUAAAACCGUGUUUCAAUACUUUACUGAAACGAGUAUUGACUGGUGUCGAUACUGUGGCACGACUGAAGGUGUGAAUUGGAGGCCUGGACCAUGGGGUAAAAGAACACUCUGCAAUAAACAUGGCUGUGACUAUAAGGGUUAUGGCCUUGCAAGUCGUUUACCACGUUUAGAUCUUUCUGCUUUUUCAAAUGAAAAAUUGGAAGAUCGUUUGCGUCCUGUGGUUCAGUAUUUCUGUAUUGUGUGUCAAUCACCAGAACAAGUAGAGGACAACCAAUUGGUGCUUUGCCAAGGUGGGUGUUCUCGUGCCUAUCAUCAAAAAUGCCAUGCUCCUACUAUCUCCGUCAAUCCAACAAGCGAUGGUUUACGUUGGUAUUGUAGUACAGUAUGUAAAGAAAAUCUCAAACGUAACAAAGUGGACUUUGUAGUGGUUGAAUUGCCUCGUAAACAUAUGCCCAUGAUGCAUUUGUUAAAUUUAGAAAGAAAAAAUUAA
Molecule: messenger RNA, 1218 nt
Organism: Gilbertella persicaria
Lineage: Eukaryota; Fungi; Mucoromycota; Mucoromycetes; Mucorales; Choanephoraceae
Exons: 3
Coding region: 1-1218 (405 amino acids)
Biological process (GO): regulation of DNA-templated transcription
Molecular function (GO): zinc ion binding
Source: RefSeq, a predicted model, not a curated record